AUGGGAGACAGCCACCCCCAGAUUCUAGUGCCCUCCCGUCCAUCGGUCGUGGAUGUCGUCCAGCUCCGCCAGGUGGAAUUUCCUCUACCGGCCGCUGACGAAGCAUGGCAUCGUCAGGGCAUACCCCAGCCAUGCCGACUGGACCUCCGACUCUUCUUCUCUUCCAUCGCAGCCUCAGCAGAUUCAGAUGAUGUCGGCCUGACUCUCGAUUACGGCCGCCUCUAUCGCCAGCUCAAGGCUAACAUUGAGCGCGCACAAGACGCUCAAUCCCCCAUUUCCGCCCUGGCCCKGCGCCUCCAAGGCAUGGACGGGACGUCUCUGGAAGAACGGUUGCUGCCCAACAAGCAAGAUCUUCGUCUCACGGCAGGAGUUCUGGCGGUUUCGGGGCUCGAGCUUCUCCUGGAAUGUGCGACCGGUACUGGUGAGCAGACGGGAUUGGCGCCGCCCAUUCGGUCGGACUUUGGCCAGUGUGAGGUCCUCCUGUGCCUCCCUAAGGCCGUUCUCCGCGCCAACGAAGGCCUUCGCUACCGUAGCAUGGUCUCGCUCGUCCAGAACGGACCCGAGUUCGUGGUCCUGGAGGAGGAGGUCCAGAUCAAUGGAAUCCAAUGCCACUGCGUCGUUGGGAUCAACCCGCACGAGCGGCGGGAGAAACAGGCGGUGAUGAUCAACCUGAUCUUUAUGGGGCCGAGCAACGGCCAGUGGGUAUCUACCGUCCUGGAUACCUAUCAAGAGAUGACCCGAGUGGUGACCGAGGAGGUGGAGGCUUCGUCAUUUGGCAGCGUGGAGGCUCUCGCGACCCUCGUGGCCAAAGUUGUCACGGUUGACUUUGGAAAUGAGACGGUGACAGUGCGGUUGGAGAAAUCCCACGCUCUCGCAUUUGUUGGGGGGUCUGGACUGGAAAUUACGCGAUCCAAGCGCUUCUUCGAAGGAGGCAGCGAGUUUUAG
Messenger RNA from Aspergillus pseudoviridinutans, 945 nucleotides. Its product is annotated as dihydroneopterin aldolase family protein. The record is from RefSeq and is a predicted model, not a curated record. Lineage: Eukaryota; Fungi; Ascomycota; Eurotiomycetes; Eurotiales; Aspergillaceae. Gene Ontology annotation, cellular component: cytoplasm. Gene Ontology annotation, molecular function: dihydroneopterin aldolase activity. The coding region runs from base 1 to 945 and encodes 314 amino acids. Gene Ontology annotation, biological process: folic acid-containing compound metabolic process. The transcript is spliced from 3 exons.